Molecule: messenger RNA, 6552 nt
Organism: Paramecium sonneborni
Lineage: Eukaryota; Ciliophora; Oligohymenophorea; Peniculida; Parameciidae
Source: the annotation of a GenBank genome assembly
AUGAAUAUAAGUGUGUAUCAUAUAUCAGUGUUAACUUUGAUAUUGUCAGUACAUUGUAACAUAAUAGUAUCCGAUAAAUGUUCAUGUUUGUAAUUAAAAUCAGAGAAUGAUUGUUAAUAAAAUAAAGAAUGUUAAUGGUUAAAAAAUGCAUGUUAAAAAAAAGAGGAAGAAGUGGAAACACCUAAUAAACCAGAAAGUAUUUAUUGUAAGGAUUUCUCAUCUGAAGAUUGUUCAAGAUAAAUAGGUUGCGCUUAUUUUAAUGAUAAAUGUUCUUAUUUUAGUGGAUGUGAUAGUUAUCUUAAAAACACUCAUUAAGAUUGUUAAUAAAUAAGUUAAUAAUGUACAAGUGAUGGAGUUUAGUGUAUAAAUCCUAGAGAAUGUAAUUUAAAUAAUACAGAAUAAUUAUGUAAUAUGGUUUAAAGUCCAUCAGGAUCAAAGAAAUGUAAAUGGGAUAAAGAUAUUUGUAGAGAUUAAAAUUGUGAUGAAGUAUAAAAGGAUUUCACAAGUGAUGAAGCUUGUGAUUAGUUUAUAAAAGGUUGUGUAACUAAUGGAAGACGUUGUACAACAAUGAAACGAAAUUGUUAUCAUUAUGAUAAAGAUUGUGAUGGUAUGAUUGGAAUUGAUGGAUUAUGUGAAUCGAAAAAUGAUAAAUGUUAAUCUAAGGAAUGUUCAAAUGCUCCUUCUACAUAUUAUGCUGAUCAAUAAUGUCAAUCUUUUAGAAAAGGAUGCAGAACAACUGGUAUUGGAUGUACAGAUUAAGCAUUGAAACCAUGUACAACAUACACUGGAGAUAGUGAAACAUGUUUAAGAUAUAUUGGAAGUAGUGGUAAAUGUGAAGAAGGAUUGUAAGGAAAAUGUUAAGCUAGAAAAUGUGAAAGUGCUCCAAAAUUAUAUUCUACUGAUGAAUAAUGCAAAUCAUAUUCUUCUAAAUGUAAAACAACUGGUAUUGGUUGUGUCUCUAUUCUAUUAAAGUGUAAUUCUUAUAAAGGAACGAGAGAUGAAUGUGAAAAAAGAAGAGGAGCAGAUGGAAAAUGUACAGGUGGAAGUUAUGAGUAAUCUUAAGAAUGUAAGGCUAGAAUUUGUUCAGAUGCUUUACUAUCAACAGAUAGCGAAUGUUCUGAGUAUUAAAAUGGUUGUAUUUCAAAUGGUGUUGAAUGUACUCUAUUUUUGAUGAGUUGCUCAAAAUAUAUUGGUGAUUCUGAUAAAUGUAAUAAAUAUGUAGGAACAGAAGGAAAAUGUACAUUAGGAGAAAAUGGAUAUUGUACUAUUAAAUUAUGUGAAACUGCUAAUCUUAAAACUAAUGAGGAAUGCAAGGGUAUUUAAUCUUAUUGUUUAACUGAUGGAUUUAAAUGUGUCAAAACUGAUACUUGUCUUAAUACUUUAUAGAAAAUCACUUGUUAAGAAACCGUUAGUUUAGGAGGACAAAAAUGUUAAUGGACAGAACAAUGUGUUUCUAAUUAAUGUGGAAGUUUACUUACUAAAGGAAUUUGUAUGAGAUAUUCAACUAAUGUUUAAUGUUUUUGGGAUGGCAUAAGUUGUGUUGAAAAAUAAUGCAAACAUGCAACCUAAGAAUUUAAGAAUGAUACAGAUUGUUCUAAUUUUCUUCCUAAUUGUAUUUAUAAUGGAAAAGGAUGUGUUGAUAUUUAAAGUCCAUGUGAAGAAUACUUUGGAGAUGAAGAUACUUGUAUUUUAUUUAAAGGAAAUAAUCGAAAAAUUCCAUGUGUUUUUGAUUCUGCUACAAAAAACUGUAGAUCAAAAAAAUGUUAAGAUAAUUUAUAUGCUCAAUCUCAAAAAGAAUGCACUGAUACUUUAGAAGGGUGUUUAUUCACAGGAUAAUAUGGAUGUGUAGAUCAAAAUGCAGAUUGUAGUUUAUUUUAUGGAGAUACUUAAAAAUGUUCGACUCUAAAUCAAAAAUGUUCAUAAAAUUUUGGACAAAUAGGUAAUUGUCGUCCUUUAGAAUGUUAUGACAAUAUUUCAGCUCUAGAAGAUUAUUCAUGCAAUUAAUUCAAAUCUGGAUGUGUUACAAAAGGAGUUGGAUGUAUUCCAUCAACAGCACAUUGUACAUAAUAUGUUGGAAAUUCAAUCCAAGAUUGCUCUAAAUUUGUUGGGAAUGGAUAAAAAUGUUGGUAUGAUUAAACAUUUCCUAGUUAAUGUACAGUUAAAGAAUGUAGUCACAAUAUUGAUGCAUAGAGUGAUUAUGAAUGUGAAAUGUUUUUAGAAGGAUGUGUAUUUAAUGAGAAGGGAUGCUAAAAUAAAGAAUUAUCUUGUGAGACUUAUUAAGGAGAUGAGGAUACAUGUUCAAGAUAUAGAGGAAAUGGGUUGUAAUGUGUAAGAGUAGAUUAUUGUGAAGAUCGUAAAUGUUCAGAUGUAUAAAAUCCUACAUCUCUUAAAGAAUGUGAAGAAUACUUAGAGAAUUGUGCAUUUGAUGGUGGACAAUGUAUAGAAAAAAAUUAUUGUGAAUCUUAUUAUGGAUAUUCUUAAGAAUAAUGUUAAAAUUUGGUGAAUUUAGAUGGUGAUUAUUGUAGUUAUGGAGAAGUAGAAUUGUAAUGUGCUAUUCGUAAAUGUAAAGAUGCAAUAAAUGUAAGUUCAUAAAUGGAUUGUUCAUAAUUUAAAAAGAAUUGUAUAUUUAAUGGUAUAGAUAAAUGUGAAGAGGUUUAAUAAAGUUGUUCAAAGUAUAUUGGUUUUAGUGAAUAGGGUUGUAAAGAUGCAAAAGAUUUAGGAGGAUAAGGAUGUUGGUAUGAGAAAGAUGGAUAAUGUAGAAGUAGAGAUUGUACAGAAAUGUUAACAAACUAUUCAAGUGAGAUAUGUUAAUAACAUCAUUCUAGUUGUAUUUAUACUGGAAUUAAAUGUACAAAGAAAUAGAAUAAUUGUUCUGAUUAUUUAACAUUAAGUCAAAGUGAAUGUAGAUAUUUAACAAAUUGUUGGAAAUAAGAUGAUAAAGAUGGACCCUGUUCAGAAAGAUCAUGUAAUGAUAGUGUUGAAUCACCAUCAGAUAAGAAUUGUAGAUUACAUUUAAAUAAGUGCAGAUUUGAUGGUGAUAAUAAAUGUGUUGAUGAAUAAGAGUAAUGUGGGAAUUAUGUUAAUUUUACUAUCAGUGCUUGUAAAGAAGUUACUACAAAAAGUGGAGAGAAAUGUUGGUUUAAGGAAUCAAGUACUAAUUGUGUGAAAAGAACAUGUUAAGAUAAUUUACCAUAUUUCUCACCUUAUGAAUGUGUUAAUCAUUUAAGUACUUGUAGAUAUUAUGGAAUUAGAUGUUAAGAUGCAAAAGAUACUUGUUCUGAAUAUACUGGAUUCUCUUAAGAAGCUUGUUAAUUUGUCAAAACUAAAAAUAAUAUAUCAUGUUGGUAUUAAGGUUCCAGUACAAUUUGUAAAGAUGCAUCAUGUGAUGAUUAUAUUUAAAAUGCUUCAAUAGAAAAUUGCAUCAAACAUUUACCUAAUUGUAGAUUUAAUGGAAUUAAAUGUAUGUAAGCAAGAGCUAGUUGUAAUGAAUAUAUAGGUACUAAUGAAUUAUGCUCAUUAUUAACUGAUGCUAAUAAUAAUUAAUGUUGGUAUGAUAUUAGGAAUACUUCAGGUAUGGAUUAUAAUUGUAUUAAGAAGGAAUGCUCAAAUAGAUUAGAAACAUAUGAUUUUGAAGUAUGUUCUAACUAUAUUGGUUAAAUAGUUAACAAUAAAUAUAUUCCUAGUUGUACAUAUGAUGGAAUCAAAUGUGUUAAUAUUUAAUAAGUUUGUGGACAUUAUAUUGGAUACAAUAGUGAAUAAUGUUUAUAAGUAACAACUCUAAGUGGUGAGCUCUGUUUUUAAGAUCCUAAUAAUUCUAAUUAGGUUUGUAGAACCAGAGUUUGUUCUGAUAAUAAUACAGCUGUCAAUGAUUUCUAAUGUGAUUAAUUCUUAAAAGGAUGUAAAACAACUGGAAAAGGAUGUACAAAUUCAACAUCAUAAUGUAAUACUUAUAGAGGAACAAAAUCUAGCUGUUUGAAAUUUAUUGGUAAUGAAAAAAAAUGUAAAGGACUUGAUUUAACAACCAAAUGUUCCCUUAGAGAAUGUUUUCAUGAUUAACAUUCUACCACUGAUUUGGAAUGUAAUUCAUUUUUAGAAGGUUGUGUUACUAAUGGCAAAGGUUGUCUCUCUCCUUUAGAACCUUGCAAUAGUUAUGUUGGGAAUUCUGAAUAAUGUUCUAAAUUUAAAGGAAAUAACAAAAUCUGUUAUUCUAAUAGUAUUGUUGAUAUUACCACAUGUAGGGAUAGAUUAUGUUCUGAUGAUUCAAAAUCUAAAACUGAUUUAGAAUGUAAUAAUUUUAUGCCAGGUUGUGUCAGCAAAGGAAUCGGUUGUAUACCAGAUACAGAACCAUGUUCUAGUUAUUUUGGAACUUAAGCUUAAUGUAGUUAAUUCAAAGGAGAAAAAGGAACUAAACCAUGUUGGAAUCUUUUCGAAGCUGAUAAUAAAUCUUAAUGUAUUGAUAGAAAAUGCUAUCAUAUGACAAGAAGCACUAAUGAUAUUGAAUGCAAUACAUUUUUAAAAGGAUGUGUAAGUAAUGGAAUUUCAUGUUUAACCUAACAAAAUUGCUCAUCUUUUUAUGGUUCUGAUAAAACUUGCUAAUUAUUUAAUGCUUUAGAUAAACCAUGUAAAGGAAUCGAUCAUACAAUUAAAUAAUGUUAAAGAUUAUUAUGUAGUGAUGCUCCUAAUAAUUAUAACACUGAUGAAAAAUGCAAUCAAUUUAAACCUGGUUGUAAAACCACUGGAUAUGGAUGUAUUGAUUUUAAUACAUGUGAUAUGUUAUCAAUGAAAUUGUGUAAGGAAAGAUCUGAUUGUUUAUCUAUUGAAGGAUGUUUUAAUAAAACUUAAUUGUGUAUGCAAAUCACAAAAUAUUCUUAAUGUAUAAAUAAUUUGGAUAUGAAAUGUAGUUGGGAUUUUAUUACAAAAUAAUGUAGAAAUUGGAUGUGUACAGAUGCAAGUGUAUUAUUAUCAAAACAUGAUGAUUGUCAAUUAUUAGACAAGAAAUGUACAACAACAGGAAAUGGAUGUAUAGAAAUAAAUGAUUGCAAUAAAUAUCUAAAUAAAUAAACAUGCCUUAGUGCAGUAUCAUUAGGUUAUACAAAAUAAUGUAUUUGGGAUAUUAAAGAAUGUAGAGACAAAGUAUGUGAAGAUGCUCCUAAAUCAUAUUCUGAAGAUGAACUUUGUUAAUAAAUAUCACCAGAAUGCAAAACUGCAGGAUUUGGAUGUACUCAUAAAAAUUAUAGGUGUGAAAAUCUAAAUGCCAAAACAAAAUGUAUUAAAGAUUAUAAAAAUCAUCCAUGUCUUUGGAUAAAUAGUACUAAAAGUUGUGUCACAUUCUCUUAAUGUUCAGAUAUCAAAGAAACUACAUUCUCUUAAUGUUAAAUCUAUUCUGAUUUUUGUACUUCUAAUGGAGAACAUUGUAUUUCAAUAUCUAAAUGUUCUUCGUAUAAAAAUAUCAUAAGUUGUAUAAAAGGAACUGAUGGUGUUUGUGGUUGGGUUAUAGGAUAAGCAAACUAAGAGUUAGGCUGUCAAUUAUUUAAAUAAUGUGAAGAUAUUUUUGGUAGUACAAAAAAAGACUGUUAAUAUUAUUCUGCAAAUUGUACUUCUGAUGGUACAAAAUGUAUUCCAAUUGGAGAUUGUAAAUCAUAUUUAACUAUGGAGGGCUGCAAUUCAUCUGGUAAUGAUGGUAUUUGUUUUUGGGAUACACGAAAAGAUACACCUAUUUGUAGAAAAUAAGAAUGUUCUGAUAUUCCUCUUGUAUAAAUAAUGACUCAUUAAUAUUGUUCAUCAUAUAAUGAUUAAUUGAAAUGCACAACUGAUGGAGAUAAAUGCAUUAAUUAGUAAAUAUGCUCUAAAUAUUUGAUAAAAUCUUGUUUUUAAGGAACGGAUGGUCCUUGUAUUUUUACUUUCCUCAAAAAUCAAAAUUCUGGUACUAAAUAAUGUAGAGUUAAAGAUUGUGAAGAUUAUGAAGAAGAGACAACAUAAGCUUGUUCUUAAUAAAAAUCUGGUUGUAUUUCUAAUGGCUAUAAAUGUCUAGAAAGAAAGUUAUGUUCUGAUUAUAUAACUGAAGCUGAAUGUGAAUCUGAGGGAAUUGAUGGUAUUUGUAUUUUUAAUAAUGACGAUAAAUGUUAAUUAAUGACUAAAUGUGAAGAUGCUAAUUAAAGUUAAAUUUCUUGUUUAAAAAAAUCUAAGGUUUGCCAUUUUAAUUCAGAAAAAUAAAAUAACAUCACAAUUACAUCUUGUUAUAAUAUCACUUGUGAGGAUAGUCCUAAUUGUUCUCCAAUUUUAAGUUUUGAUGAAAAAGAAAUAAAAACUAUAUGUAUUAAAAAUAAGUUAUCAAAAUGUGUAUCAGGAGAACCAUAUAUGCUUUAAUAAAAUAGAUGUUACUCAAAAAGUCUUUAAACGCAUUCAUGGAAUAGUACAAGUUCCAGAUGUGAAAAAUGUGGAUCUACUAAAGAAAUUAAUAAUACAAUUACAGAUCCUCCCCCUACAAUAGAUCCUAAAUACCAAUAAAUUAUUAAAUCAAUAAUUCUAGUACUCUUUAUCUUAAAAAUUUGA